AUGCCCGACCCCUCAGUUGUUGAUCUCAUCCUAACCAAGCUGUACUUAGGCCUGAUACAGACCGCAACGGCGGAGUCGCGAGUGAUUGCACACCUCCAGCAACAGGCCACUGGGGACUCUUCACUAUCGCCCACCCUCGUCGAGCUUAUCCCUGCCCUGUUAAUGACAAUCGAGAAGAGCGACGGGUCGCCUCAAGAAUUAUUUCAAGCGCAAGUCUGCCUGGGAUGGAUCCACUGGGUCCUGAAUGAGCCCGGGCUUGCGGCGGCACGCCUUCCUAGAGACUUUGCUGUAACGGUCGAGAGCUUGGCCAGUGGUGGUGAGGAACCGAGCACCUGGACCGAGGUAUGUUUGGUGAAGGGAUGCUAUAUCAAAGCUACUGCGCAAUCGAGCGUUUCGAAUAUCGACGAGACCAUUGAGACCUUCGCAUCCCUGAUCCCGUGGCUCAAAAGCGGCAAAUUAUCGUCGAUCACCACCCCUCAAUUUCUGAGUUGGUCCGAGUCUCUUUUGGGCAAGGGUGGUAUCUUGGCUAGCGAGGAAGCGAGAAGGAACGCAGCGUAUUCGAACCCCAAGAAUGUGGACAUCGCUUUACAGCUGCUGCGUUUGUGGGCGGCGCAUCCCUGCGUCAAACAAGGAACGCCUGCUACAUCCAAUGUGGAUGACUCCGCACCGGCUUCUCGGUCAUCAAUCUGGACUGGCUACUACGCAUUUCUCACAACCAUUCUUCAGCACGGACUCCCAUACACAGGCCCCAACGAUGGACCACACCGUCCUCAACAGGCGAACGAAUUGCGCCGUGUAGAGACUAUCUGCGAGAGCAGUUUUCUCCGUGAAACCAAAUUCCCUACUGCCGAUUCCCAUAAUGUGCAGGUCGAGCAAUGGAUUGAACAAGUUAUCAGCAAUUGGGAAAUCAUGUGUGGCCCUGAGUGGCAAGAUUCAGACCUAGCCGAAGGAGGUCAGGAUGCCAUUGGUCGCAAUGUAUUGGAAAUUUUGUAUCGCGCGGCCACAAAGACAUAUCACUCCCAUUUAGUGCUCCGUCGGCUAUUCCAUGUUCAUUCAGCUCUGGCAGACUUCGAUCUUGCAUUCAAGGCACUUGAUUCAUAUAUUGAGAUUGUGACAGCCGCUAAGAAGCGAGCCGAAAAGGCAGCCGAAUAUGGCGAGCUGGAAAAGGAUGAGACCCUAUUGCAGACACUUUCCGAAGGCGUGACCCUACUCAGUUGCCUUGGCUCCUUCGAGGAGGCAGAGAAAGCUCGAGAUCUCACCGAUAUGAUCAAAGAGUAUACUGAUAAACAUGACGCUACUGCCACAAAUGGUCAUAUAAACGGUGACUCUUCAAUCCAGCCAACAAUUCCUCCUGAGGUGCUGGCUUCCUCGUACCGCGCCAUCGGUGUUGGUCUUGCAUGCUGGGCAAAUUGGACCCCCGUUAAUGAAAUGCGCGACGAGAUCAGAUCUGAGGCAAUUGAGUACCUCGAAAAAAGUCUUGCGCCGGAACUAGGAUGCAGCUCAAGCUAUGCCUCUCUUUAUACAUUGGGUCUUGUUUUGGCCGAGAACAGAGAGCUAGAUGCUGCGAUUGACUAUAUCAAAUCGGCUCUGACGCCAAGUGGCUCGCCUACAACAGAAUCUGACGAUCUCUCAAAGGAGCGAGAUUUGAUUCCCCUUUGGCAUUUGCUAGCGCUGCUCCUCAGCGCGAAGCAGGAAUUCGAGAUUGCGGGUCGUUCCUGCGAAGCUGCAUUCGAGCAGUUCCCCCGUGACAUAUUCUCGAAGGGCAUCCGUGAUCGGCGGUUAUCGAGACAUGCACAAAAUUUCAGUCAGCGUCCAGUCGUCAGCCGUUUGCAAGGCAGGGAGAAGGAACGAAUCAUUCAGACUCGCAUUACACAGCUUGCUUUCAUUGAGCUUUUGGAGGGCCCUGAAGCCGCUGUCAACCACAGCUCACAGAUUCUAAGUCUCUUUGGAACACUAUUCCAGAAUCUCGAUCUUGAGACCGGGGUACCCAAAACCAAGGACGAACAUCUUGUGCCACCAAAGAGCUCCGCUGGCACUACCAAGAGCCUCCGUGGCAGUAUCUUCGGUCGACGAAUGUCCCAAUUACCGGAUCGAAGCGUCAGUCAAAACGGUUUGGAUUCUUCUAUUCCCCCCACACCACCCAUUCCUGCUGGUCACCUGUCCGAGGCUCCGUCAAUUCAUGUCACAGAUGAAGACCCCCACGGUCGCCAAGGAAGGCAGUCUACGGUUCAAAGGACAGACUCCAAGAGACUGAAGAAGAAGCGAAGCUCAAGCUUCGCCCGACACGAAAGACCCCGUGUCGAGGAGCCUCCGCUCCCCAAUGGCAAUGAUGCAUCAGCGGACAUGGUCGGUAUUGCUGUUUCUGGCAACUCUACGCCAGACUCUGCUGUGCAGUCAUUCAAGGGCAAGCACCCCCUGCCGCCGCUACCGCCCAACGCCAACCAUAAAGAACAACUCUCACAGCAAGAGAUCAGGCAUCCAAGGCCCCAUCGUUUUGAUUCGCCCACGAACGCUAUUACAAAGUUCUCUUUGGUCCAAUCCCAAAAGCAAGCCUUGGGACUGCUUGUCAAAAUAUGGCUUGUCAUUGCUGGACUUUAUCGUCGGGCGUCUAUGUUCGAUGAUUCCCAAGAAGCCUGCGAAGAAGCCUUGAAACAAGUAGCACGGGUCGAAGCGCUUGUUGCGUCGAUUGAGUCAUCUGCUCGGUCCUUCAGCAAGCGUGGCUGGGGUGCAUCAAAGAGCUCCGAAGAACUGUGGGCCGAUGUUUACGCCGAGCAGGGACUUCUAUUCCAGGCCCGGUCAAACCCUCACCAGGCCAUCAGGUAUUUCGAGGAUGCGCUCCUUCGUUAUCAAAACCAUCCCAUCGCCACUAUUGGGCUUGCAAACCUUCUAUUGGACAUAUGGGACGAGACACUCACUUUGGAGCCAUCAAACCCCGACGUAGAUCUCAAUGCCUCACGUCUAUCAUUGUUGUCGGACACGCCCAAGCCCAAGUCUGCCAAGGCUAUCUCCACUGAAGAUUUGAAGGUAUCGCCUGAGACGGAAAAUGAGGAGUCGGAGGAAUCGCCCUCGUCCGCUCAGGAUGUCGAGCCCAAGCAGCUCCACCGUCUUGCGGCCCGUGAUCGUGCGUAUGGGCUUCUCUCGGCUUUGACCAAGCUCGGUAGCUCCUGGGAUAGCUCGGAGGCGUGGUAUGCGCUCUCCCGGGCAUACGAAGCUGGCGAGCAGAUUGAAAAGCUAAAAGAAGUGCUGUGGUGGUGCAUUGAGUUGGAGGAUCGACGACCAAUCCGUCACUGGUCUAACAUUGGCUCUGGUGUCUAUGUUCUCUGA
Molecule: messenger RNA, 3324 nt
Organism: Penicillium olsonii
Lineage: Eukaryota; Fungi; Ascomycota; Eurotiomycetes; Eurotiales; Aspergillaceae
Source: the annotation of a GenBank genome assembly